Messenger RNA from Magnolia sinica, 975 nucleotides. RefSeq names its product ethylene-responsive transcription factor ERF017-like. The transcript has a single exon. NCBI's taxonomy places the organism in Eukaryota, Viridiplantae, Streptophyta, Magnoliopsida, Magnoliales, Magnoliaceae. Gene Ontology annotation, molecular function: DNA binding; DNA-binding transcription factor activity. Bases 68 to 634 code for a protein of 188 amino acids. Gene Ontology annotation, biological process: regulation of DNA-templated transcription. The record is from RefSeq and is a predicted model, not a curated record.
UCCGAAUCUCCCGCCGAAAAGUGAACGCCAAGUGUCAGCACCACAGCCGUUGAUCUUACCUGAAGAAAUGGUGAAACCGUCGUCUGAGAAGAACGCUGGCGAUGCUGAAUUCCGGUACAGAGGCGUCAGGAAGAGGAAAUGGGGAAAAUGGGUGUCAGAAAUCCGAUUGCCGAACAGCCGGGAACGGAUAUGGCUGGGAUCUUACGACACGCCGGAGAAGGCGGCGAGGGCGUUCGACGCCGCCGUAUAUUGCUUACGUGGCAGGAAGGGGAAAUUCAAUUUCCCCGACAACCCGCCGGAGAUCUCUGGCGGCGGGUCGCUCAAUCCGACGGAGAUCCAAGCAGUCGCCGCAAGAUUCGCCAACGGCGCGCCGCCAUUGCUGGAUAAGGACACGUCGUCGGGAUCCAACAGCGAGAAUCCGGCAGCGGAGCUCAAUCCGACGAGCAAUUGGUUUUUCUCCGAUUCGAUAGAGCAAACGGAAUUCGGUGGGCGUGUGUCAGAUUUGGAAGCAUUUCCGGCAUUCGACUAUUUUACGGAGGGGAUUUUUACGGCCGCGCCGCCACCGGAAAUGGAUUCUUUGGCUGAGGAAGGCGGUGGGGAUUUCUCUCAGGAUUCGUUUCUUUGGAAUUUUUGAGUAGUCGGAAAAGUGGAAUCCCGGCGUGUUUGGUGGCUGGUGGUUCUGACUCCUUCCCCGGAAAAUGACGUUCUCCGGCAGAUGGCCAAGUUUUUUUAAUUGUGCCAUCAGCUUAUGGUUUGAAAUUUGGAGUAAGAUACUGAUAUUUAGACCGUAGUUUUUAAUAUCUAUGGUCCUUUCUUCAUACUCCAGAGGCGAUUUCGAUAGGUCUUGAAUGUUAUUGUACACCUGAAAAUGAUGUAUUAUAGAAAAAAAUGUAUUUUGUUGAGAAAUAGGUUUGAUAUAAAUAUAUUGUUUUUGUAAAUUGAGAGUACUUCGAAUAUUUCAUAAUUUCAAGUCAA